AGAAGAAAGCUGGAGUUGCCUCCAUAUAGUAACCCAUUACGUACGGAUCUGUGAUGAUGCUCUCCUGUUGUCUGAUCAUAGCCGGAGCAACAGUGGUAGUCUCAUCCUCCAGUGGCCACAGCUUCGACGCACAUCUUCGUGGGCCGAGUUUCCUAAACGAACCAGCAUCAAGGGUGGAAUUCUCGAAUUCGAGUGGCGCUUGGCUUGACUGUGCGGCAACCGGAAGUCCCCAACCCAACAUUGACUGGUCGACUGUCGACGGAGUUCCGGUCGGCGACGUACCUGGUGUGAGGAGAGUCCUCAGCAAUGGCACCCUCGUGCUGCUUCCGUUUCCGGCCGCUGCUUACAGGCAGGACGUUCACAGCGCAGCUUACAGAUGUGUCGCUAGUAACUCUGUCGGGAGAGUUCUUAGUCGCGAUGUCCAGGUCAGAGCCGUCGUGGCUCAAGCGUACAAGGUGGAUGUGGAGGUGAUUGGAGGUGCAUCACGUGGCUGCACAGCAGUUUUACGCUGCGUAGUGCCUAGUUUUGUUAGGGAUUUGGUUCGAGUAGUGUCCUGGUUGCAGGAACCUGCCUUCUAUAUUUAUCCUUCACUACAAGGAGAUGGAAAAUUUCAUCUGCUGCCAACGGGAGAACUUUUAGUGCAUAGUCUGGAGUUCAGUGAUCAAUUUCCAGCGUACAGGUGUCGAACGAUGCAUCGACUCACGAGACAAGUGGUAGUCAGUUCCGUAGCCAAUGUUAGGAUAGCAGAUCAUCGAGGUGUGAUGCCUCCUGUGAUUCUAGAACAUUCUGGCGUCGUACACAUCGCUCAAGAUGAUUCAACCUCUUUAGUUUGUGUUUCGCAAGCAUGUCCUACUCCAGAAUACAGAUGGUAUGCUCAAACUGGGGCUGAACCUAUGUUGGUACUUCCUGGACCCAGAACUAGAUUACUUGGGCCUGUUUUGGCGAUUGAAGCUGUGACUUUGGAAGAUAAUGGAGUUUAUCGUUGUACAGCUGCCAAUCCUGGUGGUGAAGCUAGUGCAGAAUUAAGACUGGUAGUAACUGCACCUUUGCACGUAGAAGUGACCCCUGCCCUUUUGAGCGUCCACUUAGGAGGAAAUGCAGAGUUUAGAUGUGAAGUUGGCACCCAUCCUCAGGCUGGACCGCAUUUUGUUACGUGGUACAAAGAUGGUAGACAACUUCCAGGCACUGGAAGACAGUCAGAGUUACUGAGGCUAAAUGGCAUUGGUCGAGAAGAUAGAGGAAUGUAUCAAUGCAUUGUCAGAAGGUCUGAAGGUGACACGGCUCAGGCAUCUGCAGAGUUACAACUUGGGGAUGCACCACCGGUACUUCUCUACUCAUUUAUAGAGCAAACUCUGCAGCCUGGACCAGCAGUUUCCUUGAAGUGCUCGGCCGCGGGAAAUCCUACCCCUCAAGUUUCCUGGGCUCUGGAUGGUUUCCCUCUGCCUACCAAUGGAAGGUUUGUGAUAGGACAAUAUGUCACUGUUCAUGGGGACGUCAUUUCUCAUGUCAAUAUCAGCCACGUUAUGGUUGAAGAUGGUGGAGAAUAUUCUUGCACGGCCGAAAACCGAGCUGGGAAAGUGACUCAUUCUGCACGACUCAACGUUUAUGGUCUUCCAUACAUCCGCCUCAUCCCAAAAGUAACAGCCGUCGCUGGAGAAACUCUUCGAUUAAAGUGCCCAGUAGCCGGUUACCCAAUCGAAGAGAUCAAGUGGGAACGAGCUGGUCGAGAAUUACCAGACGAUCUGCGCCACAAGGUCGUUCCUGAUGGAACACUAGUAAUAUCCAGUGUACAUAAAGAAGUCGACACAGGUGCCUACACGUGCUGGGCUCGAAAUAAGCAAGGUCACAGCGCCAGAAGAUCCGGUGAAGUCGCAGUCAUCGUUCCUCCCAAAAUUAGCCCAUUCACGGCAGAUCGCGAUCUCCACCUUGGUGAACGCACUACCCUAACUUGUUCCGUGACAAGGGGCGAUCUACCUCUAUCGAUUUCAUGGUUGAAAGAUGGCCGCUCUAUGGGACCCUCGGAACGUGUCACCAUCACCAAUAUGGAGCAGUUCAGUAGCAUACUGAUGAUUGAAAGUUUAUCUCCAGAUCACAAUGGCAACUACUCUUGUGUGGCCCGUAACCUGGCCGCAGAGGUAUCGCACACGCAACGGCUUGUGGUUCAUGUGCCACCAAGAUGGAUCGUCGAACCCACUGAUGUGAGUGUUGAGAGAAAUAGGCAUGUGGCUUUGCACUGCCAAGCACAAGGUGUGCCAACUCCAACCAUUGUUUGGAAAAAAGCGACCGGUGGUAAAUCUGGCGAGUAUGAAGAGGUGCGAGACAGAGCGUACACGAAACUUUUUCCGAAUGGCACUUUAUUACUUCAACACGUUAAAGAAGAUCGAGAGGGUUUCUACCUUUGCCAAGCCAGCAAUGGAAUUGGAACUGGCAUUGGAAAAGUAGUGCAGCUUAAAGUAAAUUCCUCACCAUUUUUUGCGGCUCCAUCUCGCCUUGUAACUGUAAAAAAAGGUGAUACAUCCACCUUACACUGUGAAGUUCAUGGCGAUAAACCUGUAACAGUCACCUGGUUGAAGGGUGGUAAGAUUGAACUAAAUCCUUCAACUAAUUAUCGGGUGACGGUGAAGCAAGAAGUGACGCCCGAUGGAGUUGUAGCUCAACUACAAAUUGCCUCUGCUGAAGCUUCUGAUAGUGGAGCCUAUUUUUGUCAAGCUAGCAAUCUGUAUGGUCGCGAUCAACAGUUAGUGCAACUUAUUGUGCAAGAACCACCCUUACCACCGAGUGGACUAGAAACUGCAAUGGUUGCAAGUCGCAGCAUCAAUGUAAAAUGGCAGCAUAAAUCCCAAGACACGAGCGAAGUGACCAAAUAUAUUCUUCAAUAUAAGGAGGGAGAAGGUUUAUGGCAGCAACAAGAACUCACUGGACCACCUCUUUCUUAUGCUGCACUUAUUGACGAAUUGAAACCAGCGACAAGAUACACAAUUCGAGUGAUUGCAGAAGGGCCGGCUGGCAGAUCGGCACCAUCCGCUGAACUACUAGUGAGAACAGAACCUCAGAGACCUGCAGGUCCUCCUAUUAAUUUAGUGGCAAGACCACUCUCCUCCUCGGAAAUUUUGAUUACAUGGUCUCCUCCUCUUCCUGAACUCCGACAUGGCGAUGUCCAAGGUUUCAACAUAGGAUAUAGAGAAACUAGCUCUGGAAACCCAUCUUACAAUUUCACAUCGGUUUCUGGAGAUGGUGAGGAAGGUGGAGGCGAACUUCGUCUAUCAGGACUUCGACCUUACACCAGAUAUACUUUGGUUGUUCAAGCUUACAAUCAAGUUGGUUCUGGGCCCCUGUCUGAACCUCUUGCAACUCAAACCUUAGAAGAUGUACCAAGUACACCACCCGAAGACGUAAGAUGUGCAGCAUUAACUUCCCAAUCUUUACAAGUCUCAUGGCAACCUCCACCCAGUUCUCACACUAAUGGAAUUAUUCAAGGUUACAAACUUCAUUACGAACCAAUGUUGGCAGAAAGUUGGCGAGCUGUCGACGAAAUGGAAGUUCGGAAAACUAAUGCUCUAACAACCGUCUUAACGGGUCUGCGGAAAUAUACAAACUAUAGUAUUCAAGUUCUUGCGUUCACAAGAGUUGGCGAUGGAGUCCCGACUCGAGUCGCUUAUUGUCAUACUGAGGAAGAUGUUCCAGGCAGUCCAGCAGAUAUUAAAGUGGUUGUUAGUUCACCACAAGCCCUCUUCAUCUCAUGGCUACCGCCUCUUGAACCCAAUGGUAUCAUUACGAAGUACAAUCUCUACACUCGAGUCGUCGAUGGUCGGGAAGAACUAAACCACGGGAAAAGGACACUAACAGCGGCGAAUACCGUUUUCGAGGCAACUGGGCUCCAGCAGCAUGUCGAGUACCAAUUUUGGGUGACCGGAAGUACUCGAGUUGGUGAGGGCCAAAGUUCAAAGGUAGCGGCUCAAGUUCCCACAAAUCGAGUUCCUGCGAGAAUAACUUCAUUCGGCGGUCACGUGAUUAAACCCUGGAGAGGAUCGGCUACACUUUAUUGCAAUGCAGUUGGAGAUCCAACGCGAGAAUGGUUCAAAGGCAAUUCUGAACAGAUCCAUACUGAUUCAUCUAGAAAUGUUCAAAUCAUGCAAACUGGAGAACUAGUUUUAUCGAGUCUCCAAACUCAAGAUGGUGGGAAUUACACUUGCCAGGUGGAGAACUCCCAAGGAAGUGAUAGGCUGCAUUACACUUUGACUGUUCAAGUUCCACCAAAUUCGCCCGUCCUUUACGUAACAAGUUCUACAGCCAGCAGCAUUUUACUUCACUGGAAACAAGGUUACAAUGGAGGAGCUCCACUUACAGGUUACACUUUACAUUAUCGAACAACUCAUGGAAAUUUAGAUGAAUUGCAAUUAUCAAGAAGAGCUACGAGUCAUGAAUUGAAGGGACUUAUGUGUGGAAACACGUAUCACCUUUACUUAACAUCUUACAACAAAAUUGGAAGCAGUCCUUCUUCGCCGGUUCUUUCUGUAAGAACUCAAGGUCAACCGCCAGGAAUUCCACCAUCUGCAGCUUUCCUGGCACCGAAUUCAACGACUCUGGCUCUUCGCCUCCACGUAUGGCCAGAUAAUGGAUGUCCGAUACUUUACUUCAUCAUCCAGUACAGACCAAUCAACGAGUUCCACUGGACUUUGGUGUCCAAUAGUGUAAAGAUGCAUCGCAGGUUUAUCGUUACAAAUUUGGCACCGAGUUCAGUUUAUCAACUGAAAGUUGAAGCUCACAAUGUGGCAGGAAGCAGUCAAGCAGAAUUUACGUUUGUAACUCUAACAAAAGAAGGGGAACCUCCUCCUCCGGAACUUUCCAAACGAGGAUUCAUAGCAGGAAUACCAUUUUAUGCUGAUGUGAAAAUCAUCUUGCCGUUGUCGGUUGCUGCGGUCGCACUUUUCGCAGCUGCAGUCACUCUUUCUUUACGUUGGAAAAACAGAUAUUCGGGGGACCGGGUACCGAGACCGAUGAAGGAAUCACAGGAGAACCAGCAGAACGCCGAAACCCAGAGGGAGCGCUACUAUGCCACCAUCCACAAGGUGGCCCUUCAGCAGGCCAACUCAGGAGGACCGGAGAAGAUUCCAGAGACAGCGGAGGAUAUCUCGCCGUACGCUACGUUCCAGCUUUCGGAGGGGGGCGGGGGAAGCCUGGCAGGGCUGGGAAGUCUUGUAGGCGCGGAAGCCGCCGGGGGAGGUAUGCAUCCCAACAACACUCUCCUUCACAGCUUCAUGUACCACGAACACGCCAUGACGGAGGGGUGCGCGAGUCCUCCCCCUCAAGUGACGACAAUGAAGAGCGUGUCGUCACGACGACGUCAACAGAGGAAGCAGCAUACUCCGGGGGACGUCGAGACCGACGAGAGCGAGUCUGACCCGGAUCAAUUAACGAGCUCCCGAACGGAGUCUUCGAACCAACUGGAUGCAGGCAAAUUGAAACACAUUCGGGCUGUUUCAGAUUUCAUAUAUCACGGCACUUCGAGCACUUCCUCAGACAUCUCACCCAUGUCCGAGCAGAAGUCCUUGCCACGGAGGGGUCGAUCUAGAUGGCAUGUUCCCAGCAGGAGUUCUCUGCGCACACUACUGCCUCCAAUAUCCAUCGCGGAAACCGCCUUCGGUGGUAACCAAUCAAAUCAGGUGGGACAUCCACCAGGAGUCGAGCGGCCAGAACUUAGCGAAGCUGAAUGCGACAUUGACUCCUUGAAGAAAUUGAAACUUGGUCUCAGAAGUUCCCUUUGGUCGAGGCCAGGUGCCCAAAACAACCCCUCCUCUGAUUAUUCAAUAGCCGUUUAA
Belonocnema kinseyi is the source of this 5819-nucleotide messenger RNA. RefSeq names its product Down syndrome cell adhesion molecule-like protein Dscam2 (gene Dscam2). The transcript is spliced from 30 exons. Gene Ontology annotation, biological process: cell-cell adhesion. The coding region runs from base 54 to 5819 and encodes 1921 amino acids. Lineage: Eukaryota; Metazoa; Arthropoda; Insecta; Hymenoptera; Cynipidae. The record is from RefSeq and is a predicted model, not a curated record. Gene Ontology annotation, molecular function: protein binding.